AUGCGGUCCUUACUGGCAUUUACGGUCACGGCCCUCUCUCUGGGUGCUCCAGCUUUGUCAAAGCUCUAUCAAUCGAUCACCGACUUGAAACAGACACAUUACGACUAUGUAAUCGUUGGUGGUGGAACGGCGGGAAGCGUUGUCGCUGCCCGUCUUUCAGAAGACGAGAAAAACAAGGUUCUCGUCAUAGAAGCCGGCGUCGAUAAUGCGAACAUCCAAAACAUCAUAGUACCAUUCCUUGGAGUUCAAGCUCUCAAUACCCUCGUUGACUGGAAUUACACCUCGACGCCUCAAGUUGGAAUGAAGAAUAGGACUAUCCCCCUCGCUCGUGGGCAUGUACUGGGCGGAAGCAGUAGUAUCAACUAUAUGACAUGGAACAGAGGAUCAAAUGACGUAUGGGACACCUUCGCCAAACUCUCAGGCGAUGACGGCUGGUCUUGGAACAACGUCGAGAAAUAUAAUAGUGAGGUUUCUCGACUCGUAGCACCAGCGGACGGUCACAACACCAGUGGACAGAUCAUCCCUUCAGCUCACGGUAACGGUCCAGUUGAAGUCAGCUUGCCCGGAUUCGCGCAAGAACUUGAACCAAAGGUGCUCCAGACUUCGAAGGAGCUUGGAGGGAGAUUUAGGUAUAACGAAGAUUUCAACGCUGGAGAUAUGAUUGGUAUUGGUUACGUUCAGAGUUCCAUAGGACACGGUGAAAGAAGUAGCUCUGCUACUGCUUACCUCGUUCCAGCUCUCGGUCGGGAUAACCUCGAUGUUGUCGUCAAUUCCAGAGCUGUCAAGAUCCGUGCGUCCAAGAAAGCUCCCGAUGGCGGGAACACGACGAUUGAUACCGUUGAGAUCGCUCAGUCUGCAACUGGUCCCCGAUUCAACGUUACCGCAACAAAGGAAGUCAUCUUGAGCGGUGGUGUAUUCGGAUCGCCUCAGCUUUUGAUGUUGUCCGGCAUUGGUCCCAAGGAAGAGCUCGACAAACUCGGCGUACCCGUCGUAUUGGACUCACCGGAUGUGGGUAGAAACUUGAUGGAACACCCUUUGCUUUCCGUUUACUACACCGUCAACUCCAAUAACACCUUUGACGACGUCAUACGCGAUCCAAGUGCUGCAUCUGUCCUCCUCGAACAAUGGAAAAACAACAGGACGGGUCUCAUGGUCCUUCCUGCAGCUGGCAACACUGCAGCCUUCAUGAAGAACCCUGACAAUUUCACGGUUGAUGGGACGCCUGCAGGAUUUGAUCCUUCCACUGGCCCACGUAGCGGAAAUACCGAGAUAAUUUUCGUCAACGGUUUUGCGGCUCUCGGACCUCAAACACAACCCACUGAAGGACACUUUAUGACUGUCAUUGGUGGCGUCGUGUCACCGACCUCUCGUGGAACCUUCACCCUUAACUCCACCAACCCCUUCGACUACCCCAUCAUCGAUCCUCAACUCCUUACAACUAACUACGACGUCCAAACCAUGCUUCAAGUGAUGAGAGACGUCGAUACCUUCGUUGCUCAACCAGCAUGGAAAGACUACGUCAUCAAACCCCUGCGGGAAUUCGUUGAUGAUGCAGACAGGGAGGAUUAUAUCAGGGCAAAUUCUGUUACGAUUAACCACUGCGUCGGGACAGCCCGUAUGGGUCCGGGAGGUGUUGAGAAUGGAGUUGUGGAUGGGCAGUUGAGGGUUAAGGGAGUCAACGGCUUGCGGAUUGUUGAUGCUUCGAUCUAUCCUAUUAUCCCUGAGAACCACCCUCAGGCUGCUGCGUAUAUUCUUGGAGAGAGGAUUGCGGAUCUUAUUAAAUCUGGAAAGAGCUAUUAG
Marasmius oreades (fairy-ring Marasmius) is the source of this 1800-nucleotide messenger RNA. RefSeq lists its product as uncharacterized. Gene Ontology annotation, molecular function: flavin adenine dinucleotide binding; oxidoreductase activity, acting on CH-OH group of donors. Bases 1 to 1800 code for a protein of 599 amino acids. The transcript has 10 exons. The record is from RefSeq and is a predicted model, not a curated record. Lineage: Eukaryota; Fungi; Basidiomycota; Agaricomycetes; Agaricales; Marasmiaceae.